Messenger RNA from Lolium perenne, 786 nucleotides. RefSeq names its product histone H2B.1-like. The record is from RefSeq and is a predicted model, not a curated record. Lineage: Eukaryota; Viridiplantae; Streptophyta; Magnoliopsida; Poales; Poaceae. Gene Ontology annotation, molecular function: structural constituent of chromatin; DNA binding; protein heterodimerization activity. Gene Ontology annotation, cellular component: nucleosome.
GUCUCCUCCUUUCCCCACCACAACCCAAAUUCCCCAAUCUUCCUCCUCGCACACGCAACCCCAAAUCCGAUCCCCACCACCGCCACCAGCUCCCAUGGCGCCCAAGGCCGAGAAGAAGCCGGCGGCGAAGAAGCCGGUCGAGGACGAACCAGCGUCUGACCCGGCCGCGAAGGCGCCGGCCGCGAAGAAGCCCAAGGCGGGGAAGAGCCUGCCGGCGGGCAAGACCGCCGCCAAGGACGGCGUCGACAAGAAGUCCAAGAAGAAGGCCAAGAAGAGCGUGGAGACGUACAAGAUCUACAUCUUCAAGGUGCUCAAGCAGGUCCACCCCGACAUCGGCAUCUCCUCCAAGGCCAUGUCCAUCAUGAACUCCUUCAUCAACGACAUCUUCGAGAAGCUCGCCGGCGAGUCGGCCAAGCUCGCGCGCUACAACAAGAAGCCCACCAUCACCUCCCGCGAGAUCCAGACCUCGGUGCGCCUCGUCCUCCCCGGGGAGCUCGCCAAGCACGCCGUGUCUGAGGGCACCAAGGCCGUCACCAAGUUCACCUCCUCCUAGGUGCGCCGCCCCCUUGCGCUGCCUGGUGGUCGAUGGCUGCUGCUUGUCGUUUCUCGGAAGUCUCGCUUGUCUAUGGUAGUAUUAGUAGUUAUAGCGAUCUAUGGAUGUCUGUAAGAAGAAAAACCGUGUUGCUGCUUUUGCCUGUUGGAUCUGAAUAGUACCUGCGCUAUAUUGUUCGGUGCACCUACAAUGUUGUGGUUACGGUCAAUGAAUCUAUGCUGCGUAUAUGAUUA